Messenger RNA from Exophiala dermatitidis NIH/UT8656, 1503 nucleotides. Its product is annotated as autophagy-like protein 17. Gene Ontology annotation, cellular component: Atg1/ULK1 kinase complex; phagophore assembly site. Bases 1 to 1503 code for a protein of 500 amino acids. The record is from RefSeq and is a predicted model, not a curated record. NCBI's taxonomy places the organism in Eukaryota, Fungi, Ascomycota, Eurotiomycetes, Chaetothyriales, Herpotrichiellaceae. Gene Ontology annotation, molecular function: protein kinase activator activity; molecular adaptor activity. Gene Ontology annotation, biological process: autophagy of peroxisome; piecemeal microautophagy of the nucleus; autophagy of mitochondrion. The transcript has a single exon.
AUGGCGCAAUCGCCGCACCGUGCCCAACAGCAUCCUUCCACUCGUUCGUCGCCCUCGCAAUCCAUGGAUGUCGCUAGCCCUGCGGCUUCAGUCGGGACGCUCGUUUCAUAUCUGGUUGCUUCCAAGCGUUCCCUUGGUAGCAUUCAUCUGGUCCAUCGAGCCACGACCAUCCUCUCAGACGCACGUGCAUCCGUCGAGUCGACCACUGCUCUCCUUGCGAAAACGACCUACCUACGUCGCUCCUUGGCUUCCCAGUUGAAAUUAUUACGUGCCAUCCUGUUCGAGUUAGAAACCGCCGCGCAGGGGAUACAGGAGGAGUUUCAGGCUGUAAUUAAAGAGUUGGACGAUACUGGCGCAAGACUGCUUGAGGCUAUUGACCUUCUGAAGCAGACACGGAUUGAGGACGCGUUUAAGCCUAAUCCCCGUACACAAUCACAAGAUGUCGCCGACAAGGAGACUCUACAUGAUUUUGUGGACGACACGGGCGUGGAGAAUAUCAGGCAGGCGAUGGAAGUAGCCAUCGACAACGUGCAGAAUUCGCAAAAUGAAAUGAACCAGUCAAUCGAGAUCCUCGAGGAAGAUUUGCAGACUAUCAGUGAUGUCCUCACCAACAGAACCGAAGCGUCAGACCCGGAAAGCGGGCCACGGCAGCCGGUUAUAUCCGUCAUUCUACGUUCUUUAGAAGACCAUGCCCGAGAAAUGGCCCAAGGGCUGGAGAGCCUUGUUCGGCAUUUCGACCUCUGCGUCACCGCCAUCAAGCACACCGAAGGUGGGGGCGAGGCGGUUGUCCAGACCGUCAAGGCGAACGUUGAUGACCUUCCCGAAGCGGUCGGCAUGGCGAUGGACGAGCUGCAAGCCCCAGCCCAACCGAUGAAUGAAGAGGAAAGACUCGAAAUGUUACAAGUACUAGAAAACGACGCCGCCGAGGUCGACGAGGUCGUGAUGGAACUCCAGGACCGCAAUGCUGAGAUGGAGGCUCAACUUGACAAGAUCCUCCAGUGGCGAGAGCGGCAGGAGAACGCUUAUGCAGACGUCAACUCUGCAUUUAAGCUCCUGGACAAGAUCUCGGCGCGGUUGUCCAACUACGUGGCCGAGACCGCACGCCAUGCCUCCCGGUGGAACGAGGAGAAGGCCAAAAUCGAAGAUGGGAUUGGCGGCAUGGAAGAACUUUGCAACUACUACGCCAACUUUCUGCACGCGUACGACGGCCUCAUUGUCGAAGCCGCUCGACGCCGGACGGUCCAGAAGCAGAUGGAACGCAUCGUUAAUGACGCCCACUCCCAGCUGGAACAACUCUACCAACAAGACCAGCAGUUGAGACUAGAGUUCAAGGAUAAUAUGGGCGAAUAUCUUCCCAGCGAUAUAUGGGAUGGGGUCAAUGCCUUGCCGCCGCGUUAUACCAUUACUAGUGCCGACGAAGACGGUGGGUUCGCUGCUAGUGUGCCGGAACUGCCUAGAAAGACUGUCGAGAAUGCCUUGAGACGGUUGAAAGGAGGCAGAUAG